GGGCCCCGUAAUAUAUUUAUUUUGGUGAUAGAAAUGGCAUACCGCAUGAGGAAGGCGUUGGACACCCUCAACGCGUUGCCUUUUUAGCACAUGCCAUUGCGCAGUCCGGUGUCAUGUAGUGAUUUUUGAAGUGCAGUAGUAACUACUGUAAUAUGGGGAAAGGGCGCAAAGGCACGACCACUGAAAGCUCGCCCGUGUAAGAAUAAAGGACCGCACUGAGGCACAUAGGUCCCGAAAAAGCGAUUGGCAAUAGAUUAGUAUCUAGAUGCUUCUUGUUUCACAUUGUGUUAUACUGUUUGGAAGCUAGUAGGUUACGUGACCAACGUCGGUCAUGGGCGUCUCACCAUCCGCACAUCGCGAGGCAGCCGCGACUAUUGAAUGCCAGAGUUGCGCUGACAGCUUUCCUAUCAGUUCACUUACCUGUGCUGGCGCUGAUGCUGCAUCCUCUAGCAGCGCUACCGCCGGCUGCGGUCACUACUUCUGCACUGCAUGCAUGACGGAGUACGUGCGCAGCGCUGUGAGGGAGCGCAAGACUUCCGUGAUGUGCCCCAUGGCUUCGGGCAGAGCUGUUGGAGGGCUCUGCCGAAUGACACUGUCCCGGGACGCCGUUAUGGCACUCUUGAAGGACCACCCUGCUGACCGUCAGCGCUAUGAGGAGUCCGAGGCGAGCUCCCUCAUCUCCGCCUCCGCGCGCAUCUACUGCCCGCACGCCGACUGCUCCUGCCCCCUGGAGCUGGCGGACCUGGCGGACGUGCCGCCCGACCAGCCCGCCGUGUGCCCCGCCUGCUGGAGGGCCUUUUGCCCCCGCUGCCGUACGACAGGCUGGCACCAGUCCUACACCUGCGAGGAGCACCAGCAGCUGCCUCCGCAGCUACAGAGCCGGCCGGCGGAGGAGGCGGCCUCGCUGACCCUCAUCCGCACCCGCGCCUGGCAGCCCUGCCCCGACUGCCAUAUGAUGGUGGAGCGGAGCGAGGGGUGCAACCACAUGCGCUGCCGCUGCGGGGCGGAGUUCUGCUACGCUUGCGGUGCACUGUACGACAGCCGAACAGGGCUCAAGAGCUGCAGCUGCGCGCUGUUCUAUGUGCCGCCGGACACGGGCAAUGUGGGCGUGGUAGGAGGUUGUUGGGAGGCGUUGGUGCAGGGGCGAACACCGCUGCUGCGGCUGCAGCAACAGCAGCAGCCCCAGCCCGGCCGGCAGUGGCAGCACAGCAACCCGUCAACCCAGCUCUACCUCCCGCGGGCCCGCUUCCAGAUGCAACUUCGGCCCAGCGGGCUGCGGUGGUUCUGGAGCGGCAGGCGGCUGGAGAGGCACAGGCGGCCCCCGCGGUGCUACGUCCCUGGCGCAACGGGCGCAGGGUGAGUCGCACGCCCUGCCGCAGCUCGCGCACCCUGGCAGGCUGCCCCCGCGGGGAGGAGUGCUGGUUUUGGCACGUGGAGGAUGG
Astrephomene gubernaculifera is the source of this 1442-nucleotide messenger RNA. NCBI's taxonomy places the organism in Eukaryota, Viridiplantae, Chlorophyta, Chlorophyceae, Chlamydomonadales, Astrephomenaceae. The record is from the annotation of a GenBank genome assembly.